This is a messenger RNA of Fusarium odoratissimum NRRL 54006, 3151 nucleotides long. Its product is annotated as STE/STE20/YSK protein kinase. Gene Ontology annotation, molecular function: protein kinase activity; ATP binding. Gene Ontology annotation, biological process: protein phosphorylation. The record is from RefSeq and is a predicted model, not a curated record. Bases 758 to 2830 code for a protein of 690 amino acids. NCBI's taxonomy places the organism in Eukaryota, Fungi, Ascomycota, Sordariomycetes, Hypocreales, Nectriaceae. The transcript is spliced from 4 exons.
GGGGGGAGAGUCUAAUAAGGUCGCACCAGGAACGGCCGUGAGCAGAUCGAUUCAGGUUCGAUGCGUGCCAUUGAUUGAUUGGCAAAGCAAGGACAUGAGCCCGUUGCUCCUCAACAACCCCCACCUCAGGUAAACAGCAACAACCAGCAACCAAUACCUAGGUACCCAGAGCCAGCCCGUUCCGUUUCAUAGUGGGAAGGUGUUAGCUUACUGUACGGAGUGUUUCUUUUUCUCUACCUCAUUAGCUUGCGCCUGCUUGUUUUGGCUGCAUGUUGUGUUGAUUCUUUCCCUUGCGUAGGCGGAGAUUGGCUGUGCUGUGCGACAACCUCUUUUCUAUUCUCGCAUUUAUAUGAGCACAUUAUCAUCUCCCUGCUUGUUUCUUAUUUCCCUCCCUUCUUUUCUUCUUUUUCUCAUCUAGUGCACACUGUUUCUCUUCUGCGAAGAAAAAAGUCGCGGCAACCGAGACAGAUAUUUACCACGAACCCGGUUCGAAAUAAGACUACGAUUUCUUAGUGGUGGGGUUGCUGCUAAUCGACACCGCCAAACUACGAUAUCCGAAUUGGAAGCGGGUUCAGUUCGACAUCACGCGCCGUUGCGAAACCGUUGACCCGAAUAAGAGGCCCUGAAGCGAUUGCCAACCGAUUGAUACUGCUUCGAGUCAAUAGCAGUCGGCGAAUUCGCAGCGACAACGUCACUCAACCGCGGGGCAAACAUCGUUAGUUACCCGAAAACAUAAGCUUCCCCACGAACCUACACAAUGGCAGAUCGCGAGCAUGAGGUUGACGACGCGAAUGAAGCGCUUGACCCGGAGCUUCUCUACUCCAAGGAAUACUGCAUUGGUGGUGGCAGUUUCGGCAAAGUUUACAAAGGAGUCGAUAAACGAACGGGCCAAGCUGUAGCGAUCAAGGUCAUUGAUAUAGAGAGUGCCGAAGACGAGGUCGAGGAUAUUAUCCAAGAAAUCGCCAUUCUGUCCGAGCUACAAUCACCAUAUGUCACCAAGUACUAUGGAUCCUAUGCGAAAGGUGCCGAGUUAUGGAUCGUGAUGGAGUUCUGUUCGGGAGGAAGCUGUGCCGACUUGAUGAAGCCGGGAUUGAUUGGAGAGGACUACAUCGCCAUCAUUGUGCGCGAGUUGCUCAUGGGUUUGGAUUAUCUCCACACAGACAAGAAGCUACAUCGAGAUGUCAAAGCUGCCAAUGUGCUUCUUAGCAGCAAUGGUCAAGUCAAACUCGCCGAUUUUGGCGUGUCAGGUCAGCUUUCUGCUACCAUGACCAAGAAAAACACAUUUGUUGGAACACCUUUUUGGAUGGCCCCAGAGGUCAUUAAGCAAUCUGGGUAUGAUCAUAAGGCCGAUAUUUGGUCUCUUGGUAUUACAGCUCUCGAAUUGGCCAAUGGAGAGCCUCCUUAUGCCGAUAUUCAUCCUAUGAAAGUGCUCUUUCUUAUUCCAAAGAACCCUCCACCACGGCUAGAGGGAAAUUUCACCAAAGCCUUCAAAGAUUUCAUCGAAUUAUGUCUCCAGCGAGAUCCCAAAGACCGACCAACAGCCAAGGAUAUGCUGCGACACCCGUUUAUUAGACGGGCAAAGCGGACAACUUACCUGACUGAGCUUAUCGAGAGGCACCAACGCUGGGCAGCUACUCAUAAGGGAGAGGACGAUGACAACUGGGAUUCGGCUAACAGUGGACGAGCUCCUGCAGAACGUGAGCGAGUUGACGAAGAUAUGUGGGAUUUCGGCACGGUGAGACUUGUUGGCGAGCGUGGCGGCAUUGUUAAUCGACCAGGUCUCAACCAACUGGAUGAGAACGCAACAAACGCACGUGCUUCUAGACCACUAGAGAGCGAGGAAGACUAUGGCGAGCAACGACGAGAUGCAAGCCCAACCAAGUCAAGAGAUUUCGCCCUUCAAUCCCUUGAGACUGUCAAGGCCAACCCAGGCUCAAGGCAGUCUAGCCCCCAACGAAAGGCUGUUCCUCAAUCUCAAUAUCAGCAGCCACUCCCAUCGCCUACGAGGGCACUGCCUCAAACUCCCCUGAAGCUCCCUCCUCCAAGGGAUAACGCCGAGACUCCUCGCCCAUUGAGAAUAAACCCCCCUGCAAUAGUGCAGGAGUCUCCAGAGUAUGACCGGGAGCUUCAGAGCCAACUACAGCGUGAUAUUGGCAUGCUCAAUCUAGAUUACGAACCACAGACUGAGAGGAAAGCCAGUCCACAGAUCCAGCAGGCCCAGCCACCACAGUGGUCAUUACCACCUGCUCCUCCGGCCCAUCAACAACGACCAACAACAACCAAGCAGAUGAGCCUACCUGAGAUACCUCCAUACAGGCCAAACCAAGCCCCCACGCAGCAAAGGGUACCUUCAUUGCAACAGACUUCUGUGCCUCAAGUUCACACGCCCCUCCCAGGGGGUGCACAAGGCCCUCGACCUCUUCCAUCAAAAGCUCAGUCGCCCAGCCCAUCGGAUUUCAACACGCCGUCGGCUUUCCCUACACCCGCACCAGCCAAUCCCAAUGGGGAGCUGGAUGCUCUGAACGAUGUCAUAUUCCCAGCCCUGGAGGAGGCGCUUAAGCGGCGACAGAUAAACCUGCAGCAGAUGUAUAAGCCAGGACAGAACCCAGCUCAACUGACACCCCAACAACAACGCGCCGAAGCUUCUCACGAAAAGUUACGAAAAUUGGUUUAUAAGCUGGCACAUGUCUGCAAAGAGAUUGAUCAUUAUGACAAGGCCGAGCCUGUUGGGAUGGGCAGAGAGGUUGGCAGUUUUCUCGAGGGGCUUCUUGAGGAGAUUCUGGUGAGAGUCGAGCCUUUGGAUGAGGAUGAGGAAGUGCCCGCUUCAUGAUGAGUGUACGUUGUGUGAUGAGCCAUGUGAUUAAGAAGCGCUGAAGAGUGUUUUGGAGUUUGGGUUUGACAUUGUAUAUGGCAUUCUGGCAGGUUGAUGAUAAAAGGACGGAAUAGGUUAGCAUGACGAGUAUAAAGCGAUAUGACAUGGCUGAGAAUAGCUGGUAUAACAUAGAUGCCAGUCUGUUGUGAUUUUGAGACAGGGUCCAGCGAUGUUUGUUUGUGGCAUGAGAGGUUAUCGAGGACUAUAUUAGGCUGCAGGAGUAAAUGAAGUUUUGAGUUCAUGAUCUUCAAGAGCAUAUGAUAACAUAGGAAUUGCGCA